AUGUAUGUGUGUAGGUGUUUGUUUAAGGCAAGCGCCAGCGGAGCAUCACAGGUCGCAAUGCAGCUCAAGGUGGGCGUGAAAAUGUCGGGACGGAGCCAAUGUCGACGAGUGAGGCGGCGUCGCGGGAUGCCCUCGGCGGGGGGGAUGGAUGCCAGCGCCGUCCAGAGCACCACUCCAGACAGGGGAGGCAGUGGAGGGUUGGGUUGA
Messenger RNA from Clonostachys solani, 207 nucleotides. Lineage: Eukaryota; Fungi; Ascomycota; Sordariomycetes; Hypocreales; Bionectriaceae. The record is from the annotation of a GenBank genome assembly.